Molecule: messenger RNA, 351 nt
Organism: Myodes glareolus (Bank vole)
Lineage: Eukaryota; Metazoa; Chordata; Mammalia; Rodentia; Cricetidae
Source: RefSeq, a predicted model, not a curated record
AUGAGGCUCCCACCCAUUCCUCCCACAGCCCCCCCUUCCCCCGGAUACUACCAUGUCCUCUACAGAGAGCACGCACAAGCCCAGAUAGCCUGGCAUGGAGAGACAUACUGCCUGAUUGGAGGCUACCGUGUCUAUGGGGAUGCUCCGCUGGCCACCCCGGCAAAGGCUGAGGAAGAGAAGCCAGCACCCAGGAGGGCUCGCAAGAGACAGAGAGUUCAAGAAGAGUCAGACCAAGAUCUGGGUGCUAGAGCCGCAGAUGUGCAGCAACAGGCCUGGUUUUAUGCAGUGCUGCACAUGCUGCAUGCUGGGCAAGCGCUCUACCAACUAAGCUACAAAAGAGCCCAGUAUUAG